AAAUAUUUGUCCAUCUAUAUGAGCCNAACAAAAGGAGAGCCCAGCAGAAGAUUCCAAAACAGAAUCCACUCUUUGCGUCGCCAGCCAAGCAAAAUCACCACCUCAAACUCACCCAACAACACACACAGUCCCUCGCCGCCAGUAGCCAAACGUUCCGAUCCUUAUCUCCACCGCCGGGUCGCCCCUUUUCUGGCCUGGUUCUCCGGCGACGCACAUGACCCGAACCCCGAGCCCGGAACGAAGAGAAGCGUCCAGAAGCCCCACCCGAACCGGCAUGAGGCUCAUCGUACCGCUACAGGGAGUGGUCCAAGGCAGGGGCGGACUCAUCCUAGGUUCCUUAAUCCCCUGUACCCUCUUCUAUUUCCUUCAAUUCUACCUCAAACGGCACCGUUCACCCCCCUCCGACCCCCCGCCGCCCUCGCCGUCGGCGGCGAACCUUCAAGAGCUGCCGCGCUCCUCCUCCCGCGCCAACCUGCUGGCGCGCGGCUCCACCGGCCGCGCGAGCUUGUCCUCUCGGGCGGCCUCCGUUGCCAGGCCUAACGAUUCACCCUACUACAUUGGUCUGGAUCGAGUGCGGGAGGACCCUUACGAUGAAAUCGCCAAUCAAGAUGGCGUUUUUCAGCUUGGAUUGUCUGAAAACAGGUUGUCUUUGGAUUUAGUAGAAGAGUGGCUUUCGCAAAAUUUGACUGAUUCAAAACUCGGAGUAGGUAGUCAGGCUCUUGGGCUCGGCGGGAUUGCGACGUACCAGCCGAUGGAUGGAUUAAUGGAGUUCAAAGUGGCAAUGGCUGAUUUCAUGACUGAAGUAAUGGGAAGAACAGUAUCUUUCGACCCUUCACGUGUGAUAUUGACUUGUGGUGCAACUCCUGCACUUGAGAUACUAACGUUUUGUCUGGCUGACCAAGGGAAUGCCUUCCUUGUUCCUGCACCCUACUACCCUGGAUUCGACAGGGACAUAAGAUGGAGAACGGGAGUCGAGCUAAUCCCUGUCCACUGCCGAAGCUGUGAUAACUUCACACUAAGCAUUACGGCCCUCGAGCAAACUUUCAACCAGGCCAGAAAACGGGGUCAGAAGGUCCGUGGGAUUCUCCUCACCAACCCAUCCAACCCCAUCGGAAACUUGCUUAGUCGGGACACGCUUUACGAUCUCCUCGACUUUGCCAGGGAGAGGAACAUUCACAUCAUAUCAGACGAGAUAUUCGCGGGGUCCACUUACGGGGACGAACAAUUUGUGAGCAUGGCCGAGAUAGUCGACUCGGAGGAUGCUGACAAGGACAGGGUCCACAUUGUGUACGGCCUUUCCAAGGAUAUUUGCAUCCCGGGCUUUAGAGUUGGGGUUAUAUACUCGUACAACGAGAAUGUUUUAGCCGCGUCCAGGAAAUUGACUCGAUUUUCAUCACUUUCAACCCUGACCCAGAGGAUUCUGGGGCCGAUGCUCUCGGAUAAGAGGUUCACACGGGAAUUUUUGAAGGAAAACAGGAAGAGAAUACGCGAGUCGUGUGAUUUGUUUGUUGCGGGUUUAAGGGAGAUAGGCUUGGAGUGCACGAAAAGCAGUGGGGGAUUGUACUGCUGGGUGGACAUGAGCCGUUUGAUUACUCCUUACAAUGAGAAAGGAGAGCUCGACUUAUGGGAGAAGCUUUUGACUAUGGGCAAGGUUAACGUAACUCCAGGGUCUGCCUGUCAUUGUAUUGAGCCGGGAUGGUUCAGGUUCUGUUUCACGACUUUGAGCGAGAACGAGAUUCCUGUUGUGAUGGAACGAAUACGUAGAGUGGUCGAAAGCUGUAAACCUUCUGUAUAGAAUAUUGUUUGAAAUUUUGUGCAAUGCUAUAUUGCUUGGUCCUUGAAUUGAUUUGCCAGAUUUUGUCGGGUGGUUUUAAGUUUGUUUAUCUUUUCUUUUGAGGAUUGCUAUCGGUAUAAUAACAGUGUUGUAAGUGGAGUCAGUUGCUUGAUUCAACAGAGCUCACCCAAAAAAAAAAAAAAAAA
Striga asiatica is the source of this 1980-nucleotide messenger RNA. The record is from the annotation of a GenBank genome assembly. NCBI's taxonomy places the organism in Eukaryota, Viridiplantae, Streptophyta, Magnoliopsida, Lamiales, Orobanchaceae.